This is a messenger RNA of Octopus bimaculoides (California two-spot octopus), 2160 nucleotides long. RefSeq names its product MOB-like protein phocein. Lineage: Eukaryota; Metazoa; Mollusca; Cephalopoda; Octopoda; Octopodidae. The record is from RefSeq and is a predicted model, not a curated record.
UAUGAGGUCGCUGCUAUCGUUUACUUAGUCACGACUGAAAUAAGACGACAGCAGCGACAUCUUUAUAUUCAACAACUGAAAUAAAAAUCUUUCAAUCAUGAAAAUGGCUGAUACCCCGGCAGUUGUUCGUCGUAAUCGACCUGGCACGAAAUAUGAGAAAUGGUGCCAUUGGCCUGAUGAAUCCUUUGAUGAAAUGGAGAGUACUCUUGCAGUUCAACAGUUUAUCCAACAAUCUAUACGUAAAGAUGUAACAAACAUAGAUGCCAUCCUCACUCCCCCUGAAGGUCAAGAAGAAGGUGUGUGGAAAUAUGAGCAUCUAAGGCAGUUCUGUAUGGAGCUCAAUGGACUUGCUGUUAAGCUGCAGAAUGAAUGUAAUCCAGAUAGCUGUACCCAGAUGACUGCCACAGAACAAUGGAUCUUCCUGUGUGCUGCACAUAAGACCCCAAAAGAGUGUCCUGCUAUUGAUUACACAAGACAUACAUUAGAUGGAGCUGCUUGUCUAUUAAAUAGCACUAAGUAUUUUCCAAGCCGGGUCAGUAUAAAAGAGUCAUCUGUAGCCAAGCUCGGGUCUGUUUGUAGAAGGGUCUAUCGAAUAUUUUCUCACGCUUAUUUUCAUCACAGAAUGCUGUUUGACAAAUUUGAGAAUGAGACUAAUCUUUGUAGACGGUUUACCACAUUUGUUACCAAAUAUAAUUUGAUGCCGAAGGACAGUCUGAUAGUACCAAUUCUGGAAGACCAGGCAUCUCUGAAUGGAGAGAGUGAAGCUUGAUUUGAAAAAACAAAAGUGAUUACUGUUAAAAAAAAACCCCAAAACCAAAAACUUAAAAUUACUGUACUGUUUCUGCUCGGCUAAGUAAAACUGUUUUUACUUAAACAAUAGUAGCCAGGGUUUGACAACCAGUUUCUCUACUGAUGACAACUGUGAACACCUUAAUAAACCAAUUACACAACUGUAGCAAAGUGUAUUGGGAGUUGUUGCAAGUAGGAAGAAACUAUGAAGAGCUUCAACACUCGAAGUGCUAACUGGUCUUUUUUUGACCAUUUUAUUUUCUAUUAUGAUAAUCUUAUUUAUGUUUAAAUUGACAUACUAGAUUCUUAACACAAAAAAAAUAAGUUCAGCUAUUAAACAGAAUCUGUUAAAAAUCGACUUAAAGAAAAUAGAAAUAUAUACAGGUUUCGUUAUUUCUGAUUGAAAUAAAAAUAUAUGUAUAUAUUAUUUACAAGAUAUGUGUAUAUAUAUAUGUGUGUGUGUGUGUAUAUAUAUAUAUAUAAAACAUGUAUAUUAUAAUAUAUAUACAUAUAUAUAUUAUAUUAUAUAUAGUGUAUGUGUGUAUAUGUAUAUAUAUAUAUAAUUUACAUGUGUAAAUAUGCACACAUUUAUAUAUAUAUAUACACAUACACACACACAUACACAUACACCUAUAUAUGAAUAUAUAUUACAUACACACAUGUAUAUAUGUGUGUAUAUGUAUGUAUACGUAUUUACCUGUGUAUAUCUAUAUAAGUAUGUGUAUAUAUAUAUAUAUGUGUGUGUGUAUAUAUAUAUAUAUGUAUUCAUAUGUGUAUAUAUAUAUAUAUAUAUAUAUAUCAUCAUCAUCAUCGUUUAAUGUCCGCUUUCCAUGCUAGCAUGGGUUGGACGAUUUGACUGAGGACUGGUGAAACAGGAUGGCAACACCAGGCUCCAAUCUAAUUUGGCAGAGUUUCUACAGCUGGAUGCCCUUCCUAACGCCAACCACUCAGAGAGUGUAGUGGGUGCUUUUACGUGUCACCCGCAUAUAUAUAUAUAUGUAAUGACUGAAACAAGUAAAAGAUUAACGAUUGCAGACAAGCUAAUGGACAAAAUCGGCUGCAUCUUUUUUUUUCUUAUGCAUGUUUUCCAUUACCAUUUUACCAAGUAUCUGACAGAGAUAAUGUUUAACCUGUUCUUGCUACAGCAGGAAUACAACAUGACAAGGUUAACAAUAAAAUAACCAGACAAUGAUUAACUAGCAAAAACCAAAUAUAAAUAUUUAAAUAGCCUUAUAGUUUUAGUCUAAAUUCUCAAAAUAUCAGAUCCUUUGUUUUCAGUAACUGUAACUAGAAGCUAAUUGACUUAGAGCUUCUUUCAAGUAUUUCAGAUUUUUGUUUAAAUAUUUUUAAUGUAAAAGGUCUCAAAUUUCA